AUGGCACGAAAAGGAAAUCCGAUUUCGGUAAGACUUGAUCUGAAUCGUAGUUCAGAUUCAAGUUGGUUCAGUGAGGGCGACCGCGAAAGUCACCGAAUAGUGUAUCAAGAUCUCAAUCGGAGAUCUUAUUUCGGUUCGAUACGUCCACCUACGAGACUCACCUUUGGCUUUCGCCUCGGUAGACCCGCGAAGGGACGGUGGUGGGAAUUGGGGAAAGUCGGGCCGAUCGGGUGUCUUCAUUCAAGCGACGGUAUAAAAGAAGAACGAAACGAAGUGAGAGGCUGGGGGUCGGGGAAAAGAGUCAAGUCGAUCAGUCUCGACGAUCGGAAGAAGCAAAAAGAAAGAAGGAUUUGGCCGAAAAAGAAGCAAGGCUAUGGAUACCAUGACCGAUCACCAUCGAUAAAGAAUCAUCUUUCGUCAUCACUUCGGGUCAGCGGGGCCUUCAAGCAUACUCAAAUCAAAUCCAGGAUCCGGGCUUUCAAAAGAAGGAAGUUAUUCUUGUUCUUUUGCCCAAAGAAGUCCCGCUUCUCCGGCUGGACGAGUCAUCUACAACAAAGGACCCGCCCCGCAGUGCGCUCUUCCUUGAAUUAUUCGGUCAUGCAAUACUUAUUGAAUACAAAGAGAAAAAUGCAUUUCGAUCCCGUCUCCGUUCUCAAUCAUUCCGUGGCUGAACUAUCUAUGAUGGGGGGAGCUAAUGCACAGGAAAGAAGUGACGAUAAGAGAAUACGUUCUCGCAUCGCUUUUUUUGUAGAAAGCUCGACCAGCGAGAAAAAGUGUUUGGCCGAAGCCAAAAAGAGGUUGACCCACUUCAUUCGCCAAGCGAAUGAUCUUCGCUUUGCGGGAACAAGAAAAACUACCAUCUCGCUCUUUCCUUUCUUCGGUCGAUCAGAAGGUGCAGAAAUAGCUAGAACUGAAUGCGGAAAAUGUAGUAAGGGUUUCAAACCGGACGGUACACAACUUGGUUUUGGAAGAUAUGGAACUCAAAGUUGUAGAGCAGGUUGUCUUUCAUAUCGAGCCAUUGAAGCAGCGCGUCGGGCUAUAAUCGGACAUGUCCAUCGUGCUAUGAGCGGACAAUCCCGAAGAAAUGGUAAGAUAUGGGUAAGAGUUCUCGCGGAUAUCCCUAUUAUCGGAAAACCUACAGAAGUCAGAAUGGGAAGAGGAAAAGGAAAUCUUACGGGUUGGAUUGCUCGUGUGUCCACUGGACAAAUCCUAUUUGAAAUGGAUGGUGUGAGUUUGUCAAAUGCUCGACAAGCCGCUACAUUAGCGGCGCAUAAACUAUGUUCGUCAACCAAGUUUGUUCAGUGGUCGUUCUGUCUUAUAGAAUUGCUCAUGGAACUCGCUUUCCAGAUCGUACCAACUGUUAAUAGAAGGGGGAUGUUCAUAUACCAGGAGAAGGCCGAUUUAAAGAUCAACAAUCAACCAAGCUCAGACAAAUUCCUGAAUGUGCUCUCCCAGCCUUUCAGAAUCGAAGGGGCUAUAGGGUUUCCUUCGUACAUGGAGGCCUUCUUCUUACAACAGACGAGAGCGAGAAAUCGUCUUCCGUCACUAGCCAUUGCUCGUCAUGCUAUCGUCUCGAAGAGUCAGAGUCAUAUGCCGAUCUUCAUGCCAUCUUCAUUACUAGCUCUGACGACUCGUCUUAUGCUAAUGAAAUACCUGCAAACAACCCAAAGAACGAAGCGAAGUGAAGGAAAAAACCAAAGUACGAGGGAAGAGGCAAGAAAGCAAUCACAUCAGGCGAUUUUAAGCCCAAGUUUCUCUAACGGAAAGAGCUCUUGUCCGCCGCUAGAGGCUCUUCCAUCGCUUGAUAGAAGGGAAUUCAAGCUGUUAUGCUUCCAUGUUCCAAAACCUAUCAAUAGGGGGGACUUUCACUCUUCCUCUCGCUUCCUAACCUCUCGCCCUGCUCAAAGCAAAGAAAGGCUUGAACAUAAAAAACUUUAUGCAGAACUUGUACAAGCGAAUAUCUAUGUGAAUCUGAUCAACAAAGAAAGAGAGAAGACCAGACAAGAGUUGGAUCGGGGCAAGGUGACUGUUCAGAAACUGCAAACAAGAUUCACUCUAUCUCCAUCCAGAAAGAACGAGCCGAAGCCGCCGCUCAAGCAAGCAUUUAAAAUGUCCUUCUUUCACCCAGGUUCUUUAUGUAUUGUAUCCAUGAUGAUGGAAAUUAUUCCCAAGAGGAGCAAGUCUAACGUCGUUGCUUACAGGGAGAUUGAAUGUGAGGGCCCACAAUUCAAGCCCGAUGAAGUAGCGGUGAAGGGAAGAAGUUGGCAAAAGGCGGUGAGAUAG
Molecule: messenger RNA, 2283 nt
Organism: Striga asiatica
Lineage: Eukaryota; Viridiplantae; Streptophyta; Magnoliopsida; Lamiales; Orobanchaceae
Source: the annotation of a GenBank genome assembly